Molecule: messenger RNA, 1950 nt
Organism: Fulvia fulva
Lineage: Eukaryota; Fungi; Ascomycota; Dothideomycetes; Mycosphaerellales; Mycosphaerellaceae
Product: Very long-chain fatty acid transport protein
Exons: 4
Coding region: 1-1950 (649 amino acids)
Molecular function (GO): long-chain fatty acid-CoA ligase activity; long-chain fatty acid transmembrane transporter activity
Source: RefSeq, a predicted model, not a curated record
AUGCCGCGUCUUCCCAUACCUCGCAGCCUCGCGGAGCUUCCUCUGUCGAAGACACUGCCAGCAGCCGCAGCAGCACUCGCCUACCUCAAUGGCAAAUACACCCUGACCAAGGAUGUCUGGGGCAUAACAAAUGCGUUGCGAUUCGCAGCCUAUCAUGGCAGACUCGAGAAGCAGGAUCGCAUCAACCAGUUCUACCGCUUCGAAGAAUGGGCGACAAACCCGAAGAGCGCUGGCAGAGUGUUCCUGGCCGUGCCGCAAGAUGAAGCGCAUCCUGGCGCUCGCACAGAGUGGACCUACGCCGAAGCGUACGACAUUGUGUUGAAGUAUGCCCGGUGGCUGAAGGAAGAGCUUGGAGUCAAGCGAGGCGAGAUCAUUGCCAUGGACUUCAAGAACAAGCCGCAAUUCAUCUGGAUGUGGUUCGCGCUGUGGUCACUCGGCGCCAUGCCAGCCUUUCUCAACAGCAAUCUUCGAGACAACGCCUUCGUCCACUGUGUCAAAAUAUCCACAACCCGACUCCUCAUCCUGGACCAUGAGCUGCAAGAAGCUCUCACAGACGAGGCGAAGGCACAAUUCGGCGCAGACGAGAAGGGUCGGGCUAUUGAUUCUGUCAUUCUAGACGAGAAGCUCGAGUCCCGCAUCACGAGUCUAUCUCCAUACAGAGCGGCGGACGAAGAGCGAUCUGGAGCUACAGCAACAUCGCCGGCAAUCCUCAUCUACACGAGCGGCACUACUGGACUUCCCAAGGCUGCCAAUGUGUCUUGGACAAAGCCGAUAUCUGGAGAGUUCUUCUUCUCCAGGAUUCUGGGUCUGACAGCUGAGGAUCGUUACUUCACCGCAAUGCCCUUGUACCACUCCUCUGCAUCCAUUCUGGGUGUUUCGCAGGUAUUUGGACCAGGAUGUACAAUAGUGGUCGGGCCCAAGUUCUCUCCUCGCAGCCAGAUGAAGUUGGCGACCGAGACCAAAGCCACCGUGAUGCAAUACAUUGGGGAGAUGUGCCGCUAUCUCGUCACCAGUCCGCCUUCGCCAUACGAUCGUGCUCACAACCUCCGGCUUGCUUUCGGUAAUGGCAUGCGGCCGGAUGUAUGGCAGAAGUUCAAGGACCGAUUCGGGAUCCAGACGGUCGUCGAAUUCUACGGCGCGACAGAGGGACCUGGAGUAUCGUUUGUCUACAGCAACAACGACUUCACCCGAGGAGCCAUCGGACAGCAAGGUCUAAUCUCGAGAACAAUCUUCGGCGCCAACCAAGUCCUCGUGAAGCACGACCACGAGACAGACCUACCAUACAGAGACCCCAAGACCGGCUUCUGCACCAAGGUCAAAUCCAACGAAGUGGGCGAGCUGAUCUACCCACUUGACCCCGCGAACAUCAACGACAAGUUCCAAGGCUACUACGGCAACGACAAGGCAACCACCGGCAAGAUCAUCUCGGACAUUUUCCAGAAGGGCGACGUAUACUACCGAAGUGGCGACCUCCAACGACGCGAUGAAGAUGGGAGAUGGUGGUUCGUGGACCGUAUCGGUGAUACCUACCGCUGGAAGGGCGAGAACGUAAGCACAGCCGAAGUAUCCGAAGCCCUAGGCUCCCACUCCGCUCUCCAAGAGGCCAACGUCUACGGCGUCCAACUCCCCAACCACGACGGCCGCGCCGGCUGCGCCGCCAUCGGUCUACCCGAAGGCCGAACUCUCGACGACGCCCUCGCUACCGAGCUCGCAUCGCACACCCGAAAGCGACUCCCACGCUACGCCGUGCCACUCUUCUUGCGGGUCCUGAGAGAGUUUGAAGUCACAGGCACGCUAAAGCACCAAAAGGUCAGCCUUCGAAACGAGGGCGUUGACCCAUCCAAGACUGGUGACGAUAUCCUUUUCUGGCUCCCGCCGAAUUCGGAUCGAUAUGUCAAGUUUGGCAAGAAUGAUUGGGAGCGCAUUGCUGGGGGGAGCGCGAAGCUUUGA